AUGGCGUCGGCGGAGCCAGCGGCCCCGGCGCAGCUGACUGAGUUUCAGCUGGAGCGCCAAAGGCUGAUUGCACGCAACCGAGAGAAAAUGCAGGCAUUGGGGGUACACCUGGCACUGUCCGAGCUACAAGUAACAGCCCAGGAGGUGAUCAGGCGACCCCCCAAGAAGCCUCGAUUGGAGAAGUCGACAACUGGGAACCAACCCACUCGCAGGUCCUCUCGGCUGGCAAAUGCCACGGUUGCUCGUGAGGAACAGGAGGCACUUCAAGCCAAGGCCGAAGAGGAGCGGCUGGGGCAGUUCAUCGUCGAUGGGACGUGUCCGCUCUGCGGCGGUGUCUUCACUCGUGGGCACAAGAAACACCUUGAGGAAUGCACUGGGCCAACGAAAGUUCGUGCCAAGCGCAAGGCUGCAAAUUAUGAGCUGCUGACACCAGAAGAGCGGGUUGACAAUUGGUGCCACUGCCUUUCAAGAUUCGCCUUCAUCUUCUUGACCGAUGUGACCAUGGACGAUGGACGACCAUGUAUUCAGCAAGAUCCGGUGCCAUCAGGCAGCUCAAGUACUAUCUUCCCUGUUUGA
This is a messenger RNA of Ostreobium quekettii, 576 nucleotides long. The record is from the annotation of a GenBank genome assembly. Lineage: Eukaryota; Viridiplantae; Chlorophyta; Ulvophyceae; Bryopsidales; Ostreobiaceae.